AUGACUAAAUUCUCAAAUUUCUUUCGCGAUGUCGGCGGAUCCAUCACUGGCGCUUUCUACCACAAGGGCGCCAAACACAGUGGCAAGACUAGCCAAAUUCCUCGCCCAGACACUCCUCCCAACUAUGAGGAUCUUUUCGGACAACCAACACAGCUUCCAGAAGGCUUGGACGAAGCUGCAGAGCAUGAAGCCUUCUUGAUGCGAAUGGCUCGCGAUCCAUCAAUCCUCGAACAUAGUUCAGAAUCGGAGGAAGAUUUUCCACAAGACACAUUGUUGGACCGAAUGGCACACAAUCCAUCAACCCGAGAGCGCCGUGUACGCCCGAAUAAUAUCACAAGCCAUAUCCCUAUUGUUUCUCGCCUCUUCUCAAUGUCACCACAAGUAACUAUUCCUGUUUCCCGAGUUGAGGUAGAGCCGCGCCAAACCACUCCUUCGCCAUUUGAUCAUAGUGACAACUUGGUCAUUCCAGAGCGUCCAAAAAUUGACCAUAGUGACAACUUGGUCGUUCCAGAGCCAGAAGUCGAUCCUGCUGAGCCAUUUUUACAUCUUGUCGAGGAAGCUAUCGCAGCUUCAUCUCCCCAAGCCAGAGAAGUUACUCCUGAGCAAGAAGCCAUUCGUCAGGAUGACACAAUUGCCGCCAAUUCUGGCCAUCAAUCAAGAGGCCAUACUCAUCGCUCAUCCCAGGGUCGCUGUAUGAGCUCGCAUGACACCGAAGAUGCUCAAUUACCACCAAGAGUAGUCAGCAGCCCAGAGCCACGCGCCUCGGUAUCCAGAAUUCCAAUUGCUGCUAGAUCUAGUUCAUUGCAAGAUAGAUCUACUGUUUCUGCACAACCAAGCUCACGACCAGAGUCUUCUGACCCACGCCGAGCUAGAGGUCAAUCAGCUGGUCGUGGACAUGGCGAGCCAUCUCAGGGACAGCCAAGAGCUGUAAGUGCUCCCCAGCCAGGCGCACAAUCAUCUUCUCCAGUUGCUGUUAGACAAAAUUCAACACAACCAAGAGGUGUCCAUAAUCAUCGAGACAUCAUUCAACGCCAUGCACGUGUAUCAGCUCAUCAUACUAGCUUGGUAGGAUCCACAGACAAUACAGCACAACAAUUGCCAAUGCUUAGACAGCGACCAUAUCCCGUUGUUGCUCAAGAUGAGUCAGAUGAACUGACGGGAGAACCAAAUCCUGUUGAAAUCCAAGAUUUCCUCGCUCGUGAUCGAUCAGCCUCACAAACUAGCCAUUCCAAUUCUCAGAGGGCUUUAUCCUCAGGAGAUCUUACUGCUCUGAGAUCGCAACAUGCAUCCCAUCGGGAUACUGCAUCCGGUACUCAAGUUGCGCAUCAGCGAAGCGCACGCAGCAAUGAUGUCGCUCGCAGAACUGAAGCCGGCAACAGUCGGUCUAAUAGACGCCAAGAUGCUCAUGACCAAGUUGCUGAACGAUCAUCCAAUAAUCACCAUCUUGAAAAUAGCGAUCUCAAUGGAUCCAAUGCUAGAUCAGGAAAUGAAGCUGCUAGUUCUGACAGUUCUGGAAGUUCAAUUGUCGGAAUGGAUGCCCACACUAGAGAGACUACUCCAAAAAUCUCUAGGCCUAGUUCUUCUGAAACUACUAGACCUACACCUGAGCAAUGCGAUCCCGUUCACCCAGGAAUCACUUCUCCCUUGUUAAUCGCAGAACUUCACCACGGUCGAGCCAACGGCGCAAGUAGGCCACCAGUCAUUGGCCCAUAUCUUGCUGAGCGGCUUGACGCCGCACGAGCUGCACGUGGUUUACCUAGAUCGCCACGCAUGUGGGAUAUCCCAACACCCAAUGAUGAAAUCAACAAUCCUGUUCAUCCGGCCGAUUUCCGCGGAAGUGGUUACCAGCCAACUAAUAGAGACCCAGUCUCAAACUCAGAGCGUCCACCUACUCGAUCGAACAGCGCAGUUCAUGGUGGCCACAGGCAACGCCGUGCGGGACAUCAAGGCACUAUUGAUAGUAUGCACAGUCGAGAGUUGGCACUUGACCGAGAGCUCCAGGAGAUCCGUGAGCAGGAGAGACAGAGAGCAAUCCGAGAGGUAGAGGAGAGACGUCGAGAGAACAGAGAGAGACGAAACAGAGAGCGUGAGAGAAGAGCCAGAGAGAAGAGAGAUCGCGAGCAGAAAGAAAGAGAUGAUUUGAAGAAAAAGAGAUCAGAUGCCGUCGACGGUAUCCUUCAACCAAUCCACAUCGAUCGUUGUUUCUGUCUUGAGAAAUUCGGAGAUGGUGGCUCGCCUCAUGAGCGUGUCAAGUUGGCGCACUGUACUCACAUUUUUGGCAGAAGCUGCAUCAAAGAGUGGUUGAUGAUGAGUGAUACCUGUCCACAGUGUGUGGCUGCGCACUCCACUCUGAGUGAUUUGUCGCGACAGGCACAAGAAUUGAUCCUCCGUCAUGAGGAAUGGUAA
This is a messenger RNA of Botrytis porri, 2406 nucleotides long. RefSeq lists its product as uncharacterized. The transcript has a single exon. Bases 1 to 2406 code for a protein of 801 amino acids. The record is from RefSeq and is a predicted model, not a curated record. Lineage: Eukaryota; Fungi; Ascomycota; Leotiomycetes; Helotiales; Sclerotiniaceae.